AUGCAGGGAUGGAUUAAAUUAAUGGAAACAAUUCGUAAUUCCGAUCCACCAUCAAAUGAAUCAGCUACAUUCUUACCGAACAGUAAUUUUCAUAAUUAUAGAAAUAGUAUGCAACAUCAAAAUUUAUUUAAUCAAUCAUUACCAUUAACGACCAAUACAAAUGAUUAUUUAUUAAAAUCAUCUGAAAGAAUAAAUACAAUUAUAACAUUAGAUUCACCACCAAAUAUAUUUGAUUCAUCAUCUAUUAUUAGUUUAGACACAACACCAAGACAAAUUAUUGAUGAUAUAUUAUCUGUAGAAAAUGAGUUAAUAUCACGAUCAAGAUUAAGACGAGAAAGUAUAAUUUCAUUAGAAAUUGAAUCACCAACAACAACCGCAUCAUCAAUAAUAUCAUCUACAGAUUCUAAACAAUCUCCAGUACAUUCAAAAAGAAAUUCUAUGCAAAUAUCAAAUACAUUUCGAGAACCAAUAUCAACAAUGAAAUCUAAUCAUAUUUCGACGCCAAUUACAGAAGAUAUAUCAGAUGAUGAUGAUGUACCACUUGUUGAUAUACGUAAACAAAAAAUCAUCUCAAUUGAUACAUUAUCAAUUCCAUCAGCCAAUGAUUCAAUUAUUCCAUUAGCAACUGAUCUUCAAUCAUUACCCGGUCAUAUACAAAAUGAUAUACGUGAUAUACGUUUUCUUAUUUAUAGUGAUAUUGAUACAUUAUCUAUGCAUUUACAUACCUGUUUAUAUCUUGAUAAACAAUCUUCUUCCUCUCCCAUAACACCAAAUAAUCUAAAAACUUGUAAUGUUUUAAAGAAAAUCUUUAAAAUUUAUUAUAUAAAAACAUUUCGUAAACAUUUAUAUUUGGAAAAAAAGAUUUCAUUUAUUAAAAAUGAUAAACAUAAACAACAACCAUUAUCUAUGAUAAGUUCACCGACAUCAACCUCAUUUACAACGGAUUGGACUGUUAAUCGAAGAAAUCCAUCAUCAACACAACGACAAAUACCAAAGAAUCCUUUUCAUAUUCUACAAUUAGAACCUGCAAAACAAUUUUUAACAACAGAUAAUUCAUCAUCAUCAAAUAUUAUUUCAAAAUCACCCAUUGAAAAAUUUGAAACAGUUAAAGAUAUUCUUGCACGGACGUAUUAUCCACAUUUAUAUACAGCAAUUGAAUGUGGUUAUCAUUUUGGUGAAAAAUCAAAAUUUCCAAAUACACAACAAUUAAUAACAACACAUGGUGAUAUAACAUUUAUUAAAGAAAUGCCUCAAUCACCACCACCACCAGAUGUUUUCAAUGAUCCAAUAGCAAUUACACUUAAAACACCUCCACCAACAACAAGACGUGAUUCAAUAAUUAGUCAACCAUCACCCAUAAUUAUGAAGAAUCGUAAUCGACAAUCGAAUAAUUCGAAAAAUGAUGAUUCAAGAUCUUUGUCAUCGAUACAUGUUGAACCAUGUAUGGAUAAUGAAAUUGAUGAAUUAUCACCAUGGGCAAUUAAAAAAUCUGUUGUUAUUUUGACGCCAACGAAAAUUCCAUUACCAUCAAGAAUAAUAAAUGAAAAAGAUAAACCAUUGACAAAUAAUAAUCGUAAACGAAAAUUCUCAAAUACAAAUAUUAAAGAAAAUAAAAAAAAUCGAAUUGAAUCAACAUCAUCAUUAGAAACAAUUAAUCAUAUUGAAGAUAUUACUGAACCAGAAAGUGAUGAUGAUGACGAUGAUGGUGAUGAAGAUUAUAAUGUAUUACCGUCUGAAUUACCAAAACAAUGUCUUAUUAAAAAUGGACUUCGUUCGAAUUAUUAUAAAACAAGAGCUAACGAUAAAUCGAAACCAAUUAGUAAUAAAUCUUUUCCUGAACGACGAAGACUACGACGACAAUCAUCAGGUUCAUUACCAUCAUUUUACACUGGAAUAUUUGAAUCUGAUGAUGCGAAAUCUUCAUAUAUUGAUUAUCGACUUCCAUAUGAUAUCUAUUGGCAAGAACAACAAAAAACUAAACAACCAACAAUGAAUAAUCAUUUUCCUCAUAUGAUAACAUCAACAAUUUCAAUCUUACGUCAUAAUAAGAAAAAAUCAAGUAAACCAAAACAAAAACAAUUAUCACCUUAUAAAAAAAUCUUUCGUAAUGUUUAUUCCGAUCAAUUACGACAACAUGCUUUAUCAUUAAAUACUACAGAACACACACCUACUUGUGAAUGUAAACCACCUCAAACAUGUGAAGAUGGUGUAUGUCUUAACAGAGUCAUGUUUACUGAAUGUACUAUACAUUGUGCUUGUGGUGUCAAAUGUACUAAUCAAAGAGUUCGUAAAAAUCUAUGGUACAAACAUCUUGAAGUUUUCGAUACUGGUAAAUAUGGUCAAGGUUUGCGUACAACAAAUUCAAUAUCAAAAGGUACCUUUCUAUGUGAAUAUGUUGGUGAAGUAAUAACUGAAGAACAAUUUUAUGAUCGUAUGAUAAAUUUGUAUUCGAAAGAUGAACAUCAUUAUACAAUGAAAUUAACACAAAAUUUAGUUAUUGAUGCUUAUCGUAUGGGUAGUAUAGCACGUUUUGCUAAUCAUUCAUGUUCACCAAAUUGUGGUUUUGAAAAAUGGAGUGUUGAUGGUUUACAACGUAUGUGUAUGUUUCCAUUACGUACAAUAAAAGCAGGUGAAGAAUUAACAUAUGAUUAUAAUUUUCAAUGUUUUAAUGUACAAACACAACAAGCAUGUUAUUGUGAAAGUCCAAAAUGUCGAGGAAAAAUUGGUACAAAACAAAAAUCAACAACAUCAUCGAUAAUAACGAAUAAUGAUACUAAUUCAUCCAUAACAAUUCAAAGAUUAACUCAACGUGAAAAACGAAGAGUUUUACAAUCAUCUAUAUUUCUACUGCGUAAUCUAAAGAGAAUAAAAACUAAGCAAGAAUUAAAAAAUAAGAAUAGUAAUACAUUACAACAACAACAACAAACAACUGAUAACCAAUCUGCAACAUCACUUUUUUUUACACAAAAUUAUUAUCAUUCAAAUGGAUCAAAUAACAGAACAAUAUUACCUAAUUUAAGAAAAAAUCCAACAAUGAUUCAUAAGGAAAUGUUUUAUCUAUUUUAUAAUCAUAUUCGUCGUUCACAUUUUGUAAAAACUGGUCGACAUAAUUCUGAACUUAUUGAUGAUACAUGUUAUUAUGCUCAAUUAGCACAAUUGAAUCUUAUAUUAAAUGAAAUAUUUGACUUAAUUUUAUAUCAUAGAGGUCGAACUCGAGAUAUCAUUCCAGCUAAUGCAUUAAAAAAAUGUCCAUCAAAACGUUUAUAUCCUGCAUAUUAUCAGAUAAUAACAAAACCAAUUGAUUUAAAACGAAUACGAAAUAAAUUAGAUAAUGGAGAAUAUUUAUCAUUUGAAUUAUUUGAACUAGAUCUUUUAUUAUUAUUUAAUAAUGCUAUUACAUAUUGUGGUGCAGAUUCUCAUGAAGGUCAAGCUGUUUUAGAAUUACAAAAUUAUUUUCUCAAUACAAUCAAACUUCAAUAUAAAACUAUGUUAAAUUUAUUUACAAAUAUGCAAGAAGAACAGACGGAUUUAAAUACGCUUGAAAAUUUUAUAGAACGUUUACAUAAAAAAGAAACUAUUGAUGGGCAAAUAAGACAAAUUCUUUAUGAUAUUAUAUAUAAUAUAAGUGAUAAGAUAAUUGAUGAUGAUGAUGAUGAUGAUGAUGAGACAAUUGAUAAUUCACCGAUUGUUUAUAAAAUCGUGCUUGAUAAUAAACCAAGUUCACAUCGAGCAUCAAGAUCUAGGACAGGAUCAGAUUGUAUUGUUCAUUGUCGUUGUGGAUCUGUUUAUGAUGAAAUUUCACUUGUUCAAUGUUAUGCUUGUCAAUUAUGGCAACAUGUUACAUGUGUUUCAAUAGAUGAUUCAAGUCGGCCAUAUUAUUGUUUUGAAUGUGUAGCACCAUGUGAACAAAAUCCAUCUGCAUGUUUAAAAACAAAUGUACUUCUAGCAGCUACUUUAUCACCUCUACAAACUUAUGAUGAUAAUCAUGAGUCAUAUUCAACUUUAACACGUUCCGAUGGAUUUGUUAUUCGUAUAAAUGAAUGUUAUUUUGUUGUAAAACAAGAUGAGAAAAAUAUUGAUCGAUCAUUAGUAUCCCCUGAAUAUGAUAUUUUAUUUGUUGAACGACUUUGGUAUGAUGAUUAUGGUGUUGGACAAGCGUCUGGCUUUUUUUAUAUACGUCCAAAUGAAACAUUUCAUGAACCUACUCGCAAAUUUUAUCUUAAUGAAGUAUUUCGUUUUCCAUCAUCAAAUGAUCCUUUACCAAUUAGUUUAAUUGUUCGUCCAUGUUUUGUAUUUGAUAUUGGAACUUAUCGUAAAGGUAAACCAAUAUCUGAUAAUAGUAAUCGAGUAUUAUCAAGUGAUUUAUUUAUUUGUGAUUAUCGUGUUGAUAAAACUGCAAGAACAUUUACACGUUGGGUAAAAACAAAACAAUAUCCAACUAAUACAAAACCCUAUUGUUUUGAUACUUAUGUGGAAAGACUGUCACCUAAAAGAGAUUAUCAGCCCUAUCAAAAAGAACUUCAACAACAAAAACAAGAUCAUCAUCAUCAUCAUCAUGAUAAUCGUCGACGUGCAAUAAAUCAUUCAAAUAAAUUAACUCAUAAACAACUUCAAGAAAGGCAUACACGUAUAAAUGGUAUUAUUGAGAAAAUUUAUUGUCGUCAUUACGGUCAAAAUUCCGUACCGGAUGAAAUUAAUUAUUCAAUUGAACAAUUUCUUCAACAAUCAUUUAUACCUCCAAGUUUAAUUGAUAUUAACCAUCAUAAUAAUAAUAAUUCACCUUUAAUAGAAAAUGAUACUUUAAUAUUACCAUUACAAUCUCCAGCUGAAAUCAUAAGUAAAAAACGUCGAACAAUAUCUUUAUCAUCUGAUGAUGAUAUUGUUGAAUUAAUACCUGAAAAUGAUUGUCCACCAUCAAAAAAACGAGGUUCAACAGGACAAUCAACUAUUAGUCCACGUUAA
Molecule: messenger RNA, 4962 nt
Organism: Adineta steineri
Lineage: Eukaryota; Metazoa; Rotifera; Eurotatoria; Adinetida; Adinetidae
Source: the annotation of a GenBank genome assembly